AUGUUCAACUCUAUCAUAACCCUUGCCAAGCGCAUCAAUGUCCCAGUCACAGCUUCAACGACCGCGGCCGAGGCGGCUGAGAUGCAGCGGGACCCGUGGUCCAAAUCAGCGAAAUAUGGAGUGGGAUUUGUUUAUUUCGCCGUUGUCCUACUCGUCAUAACAACCUUUAUCCGAUGCUGGCACAAAUGGGGCGACAAAAUGCGAAUUGCGCUGUAUAAAGAAAACCGACCCGAAAUAUAUCGCGACGACUCCGUACCUGAUGAGUACGAGCUCCCAAGUGCAGGCACCGAUGCUUCCAACGCACAUUUCUUCCCAGAACCGACCGCAAUAUCUCCGGCCAAGAGGACCGAAUCUGUUCUUGCUAGGAUAGUUCCGCUGAACAAGGCAAUCGCAUUCAUGCGUUGGAUAUUCUAUCGCCCAAUUCCAACCUUGAAGAUCGGCAAGCUGGAAGUCGUUUUCCCAUCUUUGGCUGUUACAGUGAUUGUGCUGGCGGCGCUGAUCUUUGUCACUUUGUACUGCUUUGUACCGCAGCCCCUGUACUACUGGUCAAUCGCACUCGGCUCUCCGCCACUGGCGAUCCGGGCAGGCAUGCUUGCAGUAGCUAUGAUCCCUUGGAUUGUCGCUCUCAGCACUAAAGCAAACUUCAUCACGAUGAUGACUGGCCUGGGCCCUGAGCGAUUAAACGGACUGCACCGCUGGUCGGCUUAUAUCUGUCUGUUUCUCAGUCUGGUACACAUUAUUCCCUUUUAUGUCACUCCAAUUUGGACUGAAGGUGCACUCGUCAAUUAUCGUCUGGGCAUACCACCACAUGCUUAUGUAUAUGGAACUGGAAUCGCGGCUCUAGUGCCCUUGCUCGUUUUGUGUGUUCAUUCGCUUCCAUUGUUCCGAAAUUGGAUGUACGAACUGUUUGUCUUUAUACACAUUCCAGUCUCGUGGAUCUUUGUGGCAAUGAUGAUCUGGCACACGAGGAAUUAUUUACAAUCAUGGGGCUAUCUCUUUACAACCAUCGCCAUCUGGAUCAUUUCCUAUGUGGUCCGCCUAUUCUAUUUGAACUGGACAAAUCCCCUCCGCAGCUCAUCGUUCUUGAUCGGCGAGGAGUCAGCCUUGACACUUCUCCCUCAAAAUGCGAUCAAGGUCACAAUUCCUACCAAGAUGCGCUGGCGACCAGGCCAGUACGUAUACCUCCGACUGCCGAGAAUCUCUAUGAUCCAGAGCCACCCUUUCACAAUUGCUUCACUCUGCAGUGAAGAUUUCCCGUCCGCCUAUGGCGAAAAAUACCGUGACAUGACGCUGGUCUUCCGUCCCUUCAAAGGGUUCACACGCGAAGUUUUCCAAAAGGCCUUAGAACACGGCCCCUACAGAACCUACAGUGCAUUCGUCGAAGGGCCUUACGGCGGUAUGCAGCGGGAGAUGGCCGCCUUCGACGAUGUGAUCUUCUUCGCCGGAGGCAGUGGCAUCACAGCCAUCGCAAGCCAACUACUAGAUCUAAUCAAGAAGAUCAGAGACGGAAAAGCCAUCACCAAGUCAGUCCGAGUAAUCUGGGCCCUAAAAAGCCCCGAGACAAUGGAAUGGUUCCGCGAAGAACUACGAAUCUGUCGCGACUAUGCACCCUCCAAUAUCGUGAACUGCCACUUCUUCCUCACCGCGGUGAAAGCAGACGACCAGGCCGGACGCGACAUAGUCCAAGAAAAGAUCUACGGCAUGCUCCAAGGCAUCGACAAGCGAAAUUCAGCAUACAUCCGCGCCGAAGCCGCCGGCAACCCAGAUAUCGAAAAAGAACUGCGUCGCGAAAACGAAGAUGGCGUCGCUGCUCUUCCAAACGCUUACACUGCUGCUCAUGCUGCUAAUACUCGCCAAUACUACCAACCAGCAAUGGAACCCUAUGCUGGUACAAACACGCCUAAUUCGAAUUUCGACUUCGGCUUCGGAGGUGCCCAGAAUGUGCCUCAAAGGCCGCCUCCGGCGCCGGCGCCGCGCUUUGCGUAUUAUCAACCGCGUGCACGGGACAAUUGGCGUACGGAUUACUUCCGUCCUAAUAUCCCUGAGAUUAUUAAUGAGUUCUCAAAGAGUUUUGGUCGUCGUACGUGUGUUUUUGUUUGUGGUCCGCCUAGUAUGCGUGUCGAGGUUGCAAACUCAGUGGCAAAGCUGCAAUGGCAGGUCAUGAUGGAUUCGUCGAAGGAUGAGAUCUUUUUGCACGCGGAGAAUUAUAACAUCUAA
Messenger RNA from Penicillium salamii, 2217 nucleotides. Lineage: Eukaryota; Fungi; Ascomycota; Eurotiomycetes; Eurotiales; Aspergillaceae. The record is from the annotation of a GenBank genome assembly.